Homarus americanus (American lobster) is the source of this 2289-nucleotide messenger RNA. It is a transcript of the gene Pif1, whose product is annotated as ATP-dependent DNA helicase PIF1-like. Gene Ontology annotation, molecular function: ATP hydrolysis activity; DNA helicase activity. The record is from RefSeq and is a predicted model, not a curated record. Gene Ontology annotation, biological process: telomere maintenance; DNA repair. Lineage: Eukaryota; Metazoa; Arthropoda; Malacostraca; Decapoda; Nephropidae. The transcript is spliced from 12 exons. The coding region runs from base 241 to 2112 and encodes 623 amino acids.
AACGUCUGUGGGGGCCAUAUUUAAACCCUUAGUUCAUCUCUGGGGUUUAACUUGAGGCUUUAAACCAUCAGUUCAUCACAGUUGCUUAUUGAGACUUGUGGAUGACACUAUGAUGUUUUAAAUUUAUCAGUUAUAUAAAUUGGACGAUAAUAUAAAACUGCAGUGGUGUAAUAAGGUGAAGAAACUCAAGUGUACGUAGAGAACUGAUGAGAGGACGUGGCUGAGGUUUGACUUUGUAAGAUGAAUACCCCAGAGAAGGAACCUUCAUCACAGGUGCCACCCCUCCACUGUUCCCUCACUGUAGAAAAUUUAACAUCAUUGGGAACUGUCCACAAGUCUGUAACAUACAAAGGAAUAAAACUGAUUUUGGGACGAAAUGAAUUCAGGGACAUAAUUGUGCGCAUGGAUGGUGCCAAGCAUUCCCUGCAGUUCCCAGUACGAGACUUUCAGCUCCACAAACGUUUCAUGAAGGAGGGCAAGGCCACCAUCAGCCAAAAGAAUGUCAAUUUAAAUCUCAUGAUUGCUAAUGCUCCACCAAAUCAGCUUGCUAUAUUCAUGAAAACCCUUGCCAGCAAGCAUACUUUGUUGGGUCCCAAGCAAGGAGUAAUUAAUGCUAGGCAGCGCCUCCUCUCCACAGUCCCUAAGAGCUUUGAAGAAAUCAGUCCACUCACACUUAAGGAGUAUGAGACUGUGAGGAGCAACAAUGGCCGGAUGCCCCUGAAGGAAAGGAAUGGUAAUGUUCCAGGUGCAUCACCUGUCUCCAGUAAGCGAAAAAUGGAUAAAGAGCAGGAUUUACCUUCAUUAAAACGUCAAGCUCCAAGCCUCAGGAAUCAACUGGUUCUGACUACUGAACAGAAAAAAGUACUGCAGAUAGUUCAGUCAGGUCACAAUGUUUUCUUUACUGGUAGUGCAGGAACUGGCAAGAGCCUCCUCCUGAAACUCAUUGUUGGUGCACUGUCUCCUGAUGUUACCUUUGUGACAGCCAGCACUGGCGUGGCUGCUUGUCAGAUUGGUGGCACCACCCUUCAUGCAUUUGCUGGAAUUGGGAGUGGACAUGCUUCCUUAGAACAGUGUGUCCAACUUGCAUCAAGGAAGGUAGUUGCUCAACAGUGGAGAAAGUGUAAACACCUUAUUGUUGAUGAAAUCUCCAUGGUUGAUGGAGUCUUCUUUAAGAAACUUGAGGCUGUAGGGAGAGCCAUCCGUGGAAAUAACAAGCCAUUUGGAGGCAUACAACUUAUAUUGUGUGGAGACUUUUUACAACUACCACCAGUUACAAAGCCUGGAGAAAAACGUGUAUUCUGCUUUCAAACCUCUGCUUGGAAUCGCUGUAUAAAUAUCAGCAUGGAACUGACAGAAGUUCGACGACAGGAUGAUCAGGAAUUCAUUAACAUUUUACAAUCAAUACGUCUUGGAAGAUGUACGGAGGACAUGGUUGAUUGCUUAAAAUCAACUGAAAGUAAUGAAGUGGAAAAGGAUGGAAUUAAAGCAACACGACUAUGUACACAUCGUGAAGAUGUUGACCAUAUCAAUCAGGAGCAUCUUAAUAAAUUGACUGGAAAUGCAAAAGUGUUUCAGGCUAUUGAUAGUGACCCACACCUGUCCAAAAAUUUGGACUCUCAGACUCCUGUGGUUACCAAGUUAGUACUCAAAGUUGGUACUCAAGUCAUGCUUAUGAAAAAUUUGGAUGUAGGCAAGGGCCUGGUCAAUGGUGCUAGAGGAGUGGUCACUGGAUUCAAGCAAGGAAAUGAAGGGUACCCAAUUGUGAGGUUCUUGUGUGGAGUAACUGCAGAUGUAAAACAUGAGAAAUGGACUGUGAGAGGCACUGGAGGGAUUUACCUCUCCAGAAGACAACUGCCAUUGAAGCUAGCAUGGGCCUUUUCCAUUCAUAAAUCACAGGGCAUGACUCUAGACUGUGCAGAGAUGUCGCUGUCCCGCGUGUUUGAGGCGGGUCAGGCAUAUGUUGCCCUUUCCCGUGCCAGAAACCUCAAAGGACUGCGUGUAUUAGAUUUCAACCCAACCUGUGUGCGAGCCCAUCCUGAUGUUCUCAAGUUUUAUGAAGAUUUAAGAAAAAUUUACGAUCUAGAGCAGCAGUCAAUUGAAUCCUACUUAUGAUAAUUGGUAUAAUUUUUUAUUUUAAAUUUAUUUUAUUAAAAAAAAAUUGAAAAAAAUUAUCUUGUUUAGUACUGUACAGUAUAUCAUUACCUGAAAAGUACUUUUUUGUAAUUAAGCAGAGAAAUGGCCAAAAAUAAAGUGGCCAAACUCGGUGACAAAAUAAAAUAUCCAACAACA